Rosa rugosa (rugosa rose) is the source of this 1577-nucleotide messenger RNA. Its product is annotated as acetyl-CoA acetyltransferase 2. NCBI's taxonomy places the organism in Eukaryota, Viridiplantae, Streptophyta, Magnoliopsida, Rosales, Rosaceae. Gene Ontology annotation, biological process: fatty acid beta-oxidation. The transcript is spliced from 14 exons. Bases 145 to 1395 code for a protein of 416 amino acids. The record is from RefSeq and is a predicted model, not a curated record. Gene Ontology annotation, molecular function: acetyl-CoA C-acetyltransferase activity.
UCGUCAUCAUGACUCACUAUCUACUUCUAAUUUUAUUUAUAAAAAAAUAUAAAAAAAAUUAGAUUGUUAGCUGCUGCUCUCGAGCUUCCUUCCUUGUUGUUUUUCUCUGGCGACUGGCGUGAAUUGAAUUACCUUCUUCUUCUCAUGGCUUCAUCAUCGUCUUCUGUUAAACCACGAGAUGUUUGUAUAGUGGGUGUGGCUCGUACCCCCAUGGGCGGUUUCCUUGGUUCCCUCUCGUCUCUCUCAGCAACCCGCCUUGGCUCUAUUGCCAUCCAAUACAAGGUAGGUGCUCUCAAGAGAGCAAAUUUGGACCCCUCACUGGUGCAAGAGGUCUUCUUUGGGAAUGUCCUAAGCGCCAAUUUGGGCCAAGCUCCUGCCAGACAGGCUGCUUUAGGUGCAGGCAUUCCAAACUCCGUCGUUUGCACCACUAUUAACAAAGUCUGUUCAUCCGGCAUGAAAGCCGCUAUGAUCGCUGCACAAACCAUCCAGCUGGGUCAUAAUGAUAUCGUUGUUGCUGGUGGCAUGGAAAGCAUGUCCAAUGCCCCCAAGUAUCUACCAAAUGCCAGACAGGGAUCCCGCUUAGGACAUGAUAAUAUUGUUGAUGGCAUGCUUAAGGAUGGUUUGUGGGAUGUCUAUAAUGACUUUGGAAUGGGAGUUUGUGCAGAAAUAUGUGCUGACAAAUACUCCAUAUCCAGGGAACACCAGGAUGGUUAUGCUAUUCGCAGUUUUGAGCGUGGAAUUUCUGCACAAGAUGCUGGUCUCUUUGCAUGGGAAAUAGUUCCGGUUGAAGUUCCUGGGGGACGGGGAAAGCCUUCCUCAAUUGUUGACAAGGAUGAUGGUUUACAACAGUUUGAUGCUGCGAAAUUGAAAAAGCUUCGACCAAGUUUUAAGAAGAGUGGGGGUUCAGUUACUGCUGGCAAUGCUUCUAUCAUAAGUGAUGGUGCAGCUGCAUUAGUGCUAGUGAGUGGGGAGAAGGCACUUGAACUUGGGUUACAAGUAAUUGCUAAGAUAAAAGGAUUUGCUGAUGCAGCUCAGGCACCUGAGUGGUUUACAACUGCUCCUGCCCUUGCAAUACCAAGGGCUAUUUCAAAUGCUGGUUUGGAGGCUUCUCAAAUAGAUUACUACGAAAUAAAUGAGGCAUUUGCUGUGGUGGCUCUUGCAAAUCAAAAGCUCCUUGGCCUUAAUCCUGAGAGAGUUAAUGCCCAUGGUGGAGCUGUAUCUUUGGGACAUCCAUUGGGAUGCAGUGGAGCUCGUAUCUUGGUCACUUUAUUAGGGGUGUUGAGGCAGAAAAAUGGGAGGUAUGGGGUUGGUGGUAUCUGCAAUGGGGGAGGUGGUGCAUCUGCCUUUGUACUUGAGCUCAUGCCAAUUGCGAGAGUGAGACCUUCCAGGUUAUGAUAAUUCUGUGUUGGAUCGUUUUGUUAUGCAAUUGUGCCUUCACUACUAGAAGGCCUGAAUCGAAGGGAGCCAGAUGUUAUGGCGAGAAACAAAUAAUAUGUGAUGACGAACACAUUUGUACUAUAAUACUAAAUUACUAAUAAAGAGUAGUAUGAUUUCUCCUCUUGGCCUUUGGCAUCAAA